AUGGUCCCUCUGCUCACCUACUACUCAAAAGUCGGUCUCGAACUCGGCAAGCUCAUUGUCCACCAGCGCGGCAUGACACCACCCUCCGUCCAGCAAAUGCAAACAUACAUGGAGCCUGCGCUGAACGCUCUCCGCAACCCAGCGUCUCUCUUCAACCGCGUCGCAAGCGAGGCCAGCAACACGUCACCGCAGCACCUGCUCGCCCAGGUCCGCGGCAUGUCCAACGCACAAUGGGCAUCCAUUGGCGUCGUCGCUGCCGAAGUGAUUGGCUUCUUCUCCGUCGGCGAGAUCAUUGGCAGGUUCAAGCUUGUCGGCUACCGGGCGAAGGAGCACAGCGGCGAGCACUAAGCGUGGCAAAGACAACAAGCGAAGCUAUGGAUAUCGACAACCGACUUAAUGGUACCACUUGAGAAACUGAUGCGCAAAUACCGAGCCUGGGGAAGCAUGGAGGUGUACGAUUUGCAUGGGAGUUGAGCCGGGGGCAACACGUAUGGGAGUGGCCCUUACACUGUACUAUUGCACAUACCU
Messenger RNA from Parastagonospora nodorum SN15, 528 nucleotides. RefSeq lists its product as hypothetical. Gene Ontology annotation, biological process: proton motive force-driven ATP synthesis. The transcript has 2 exons. NCBI's taxonomy places the organism in Eukaryota, Fungi, Ascomycota, Dothideomycetes, Pleosporales, Phaeosphaeriaceae. The record is from RefSeq and is a predicted model, not a curated record. Gene Ontology annotation, molecular function: proton transmembrane transporter activity. Bases 1 to 348 code for a protein of 115 amino acids.